Molecule: messenger RNA, 1890 nt
Organism: Scaptodrosophila lebanonensis
Lineage: Eukaryota; Metazoa; Arthropoda; Insecta; Diptera; Drosophilidae
Gene: Ir10a
Exons: 4
Coding region: 1-1890 (629 amino acids)
Source: RefSeq, a predicted model, not a curated record
AUGGGAAGCACAUGCGAGUCGAAUGGUAGGUGUUUGCACAAGCCCUUGGCGGCCCUCAAUGGCAUGGAGCCGAUAGUCUUGCCAGUGUAUGGAGCGCCUAGCGCUGCGGAAUUGGACGUGUUGUUGGAGGCCCCAAUGCGGGAUGUGCCGGAGUUGCUGUUGCUGCUGCGUCGGCAACACUUUCAAGUGGAUGCAGCCAAUGAUUAUACGCUGUGGUUUCUCCACCACACGCGUGUGCCUCACAGCGUCCACAGCUAUGAUGCCCAGACAUGGGCUACUUGGAGCAAUCGUGAAAAUUAUGUGAUGGCGACGACCGCUUCUCAAUUGAGAGCGAACGCAGGACGAUUCAUUACACGGGCUGGUGUCUUUUUUUUCAUCAUCAUGGAGGAGCAGGAGAAUGAGCAAAAGCGUGGAAGGGUAGAGGAACGUCAGCAACUGGAGCAAAGCUUCAGGCAGCUGUGGACGCAGCAAAAAAUAUACAACACUUAUAUACUCACGGAUGAUGGGGUCUGGCACUACGAUCCCUUUGCGGAGGAGGAGCAGCAAAGAGGUCGCCUGGUGCGCUAUGUGGGCAGUCAGCCGCUGCAGCGUCUUUUGUUUCGCAAUAUGCGUGGCUAUCCGCUACGUGUGCAGAUCUUUAAGUCGGUCUAUGCUCGGCCGGAGAUCGAUGCAGCUACGGGCAAUAUCGAGCGUGUGACGGGGGCAGAUGCGUUGGUGGCAGAAUUGCUGAGUGAACGUCUCAAUUUCACCAUGGUAUUACAGCAGCCGGAUCGCAAUUACUUCGGCGAACGCUCCGCGAAUGGCAGCUACAAUGGUGCAAUUGGUUCUAUAAUUGCCGAUGGCCUGGAUAUUUGUCUGACCGGCUUCUUUGUCAAGGACUAUAUGGUGGAUGAGUAUAUGGACUUCACGGUGGCCGUAUACGAUGAUGAGCUGUGCAUAUAUGUGCCGAAGGCAAUGCGCAUUCCACAGUCCAUAGUUCCCAUAUUCGCUGUCGGCUAUGACAUUUGGUCGGGCUUCAUACUGAGUGCCUUUGCAUGCGCCAUCAUCUGGAUGAUGUUCCGUCUGGUGAACCUACACUUGGGAAUUGUGAAGGCGAAGGGACGUCGAUUGUGGCGACAGGCUUUGCGCAUUGUCGUCGACACGUGGGUGGUGUGGGUGCGGGUUAAUUUGUCACAAUUCCCCAGCAGCUAUUCGGAGCGUAUUUUUAUUGCAUCCCUUUGCCUGGUCAGCGUGAUUUUUGGUGCCAUAUUUGAAUCCAGUUUGGCAACUGUCUACAUUCAUCCGAUGCAUUAUAAGGACAUCAAUACGCUGCAGGAACUGGACGAAAGCGGGCUAAAGGUCGUCUAUAAAUACACAUCCAUGGCCGAUGAUUUGUUCUUUAGCGAGACUUCGCCCCUUUUUGCCAGUCUGAACAAGAAACUGUGGUGGAAUCGUGAUCUAUAUGCGGAUGUCAUCCAUCAGGUGGCAACAUAUGGAGGCAAGGCGGGUGUUUCAAGAUAUUCCUCGUUGAUUUUGGAGUCCACGCAUUUCCUGCUAAGCGGCCGCGUUUGGGUGAUUCCUGAAUGUCCCAAAUACUACACCAUUUCGUAUGUGCUGCCUAAAGAUGCGCCCUGGUCUGAUGCCGUAGAUGCACUGCUAUUGCGCAUGCUCAAUGCGGGCCUCAUCAAGAAAUGGAUCGAUGAUAUGAAGACCGAGGUGGAUAUUGCCAUGCAUGGCAAAACGCAUGAGUCGACGGACGAGGGCAGCACCUUUCGCGUACUCACCAUCGGGGACCUACAGCUCGCUUUCUAUGUAGUGCUCUGUGGAAAUCUGUUUGCUGGCUUGGGCUUCCUGGCGGAGCGAGGCUGGGCGCGUUGGGACCAAAAGCAGGCCACAAAACACAACCAAUAA